AUGAGGAAAGCCAGGGAGGAGUUCAGAGCAAAGCUGAUGAAGCUUAUUUGCCAGUCUGCCCCCGGGGAAGACGGGGACUCGAUUCCUUCAGGAGAGGAGAAAAAUAUGCUACGAUAUUAUUACUACUUACGAUACGGCAUUGACACGAUACAUGUCGCGCCUCUGGAUAAUAAAAUUAUACUUCGAGUGCAUAAUUUGAUAUCGCCAAAACUAAAGAAGUGGAAAGAGACGUUGUUUACUUGCACCGACGAGAUGCGAGAAGAUUUCAUGAUGAGCAUGAAGAAGGCUAUCGUUGACUUCGUUCUCAAGGACCCAAAUACGGAAGAAUCGUUAGAAGAGGAAGAUACGCCUCUGAAACAGGAGCUGGCUAAAAAGGACGACGCGUGGAGGAAUCGCUACGCGCUGGCCAAGAAGUAUCUCACGAAGAACCUGCACAGCGUGAACCCUUGUAUCGCUCAGGUCUUGCAGAUCUGGUGGAAGCAGUUCAAUGAUUUGCGAUUGAUAAGUAUGAAAGACAUUAUGAUGACAAACGAAGCGUACGAGCUGCAAGAUUUCUCUUUUGUUUGCAAGAGACACAUUGAUGCGGCCGGCAAUGUGCUAAAUCUUCAAUGGAUACCGACUGUUCAAGCAGUUUUUUUGCAGGGAAACAAGAAACGGCUUAUUCCUGACCCCAAGCAAGCUUCAAAAAUGAAACAUUUUUACAACUGCUUGUCUUGUAUCAUGACGUAUAAUCUGCAGACAUUAUGCUUGAAAUCCAUGGCAGAAUUUACAGACUAUAUUUUGGAUGUUGGGGGAAAGAAUCAAGGGUUCGUGAUAAACCUAGCAUUUCAGAACGAUGCCAUUGAAUUUGAACCCUCGUUCAAACAGUUUAGAGAUCAAAUCGGUUUACUGUACGAUUUCUUAAUAGACGCCUGUAGACAAUCACCUCGGUUGGAGACUAUGUUGUAUCAAGACUAUGUUGCUACGUCUAGAGUAACGCUGAAGCCUAUUAUAGACGACGAUUUAGUAGAUGAUUACAAAAAGAAAGUAGCGGAUUUGAUUGCGGAGCAGAGAAUUGGUCCUGAAUUACGGGUGCAAGACUUUGAUGACUACGUUUGUCUUCUGAAUGGCGACUCCUUGACCAAAGUAGAAAACUUUAUAAACGCUCGCCCUGAGAAGACCUUCGAAGAAUACUGCGAAGAAUCCGUCAAAUACGUUGAACUAGCCCGAGAGAUACCUUCUAAGCUUGAGGGGACAAUACAGAUUGGUAUGUUUAGGAUGCAGAGAGGCGAUCUCAUUACUUCAUUACGAGGUGCAGCCUCGAGACUUGCCAAUACUCUUCUUAGGAGAAUGACAGAGGAUUACCAGAACAUGAUAAAAUCGAUAUACGACGAGUACAAUACUAUAGCAACUACAUUGUUAACACCUCCGCCCGAUACCGCCGCGCUAAUGGAUUUGAUUACCUACUGCAAGAAGACUGAAGACGUUCUGCUAGACGAGAUGGAAGACAAGCUGCGG
Molecule: messenger RNA, 1497 nt
Organism: Ostrinia nubilalis (European corn borer)
Lineage: Eukaryota; Metazoa; Arthropoda; Insecta; Lepidoptera; Crambidae
Product: dynein axonemal heavy chain 7-like
Exons: 9
Biological process (GO): microtubule-based movement
Cellular component (GO): dynein complex
Molecular function (GO): dynein light intermediate chain binding; minus-end-directed microtubule motor activity; dynein intermediate chain binding
Source: RefSeq, a predicted model, not a curated record